UGAUAACAAAGUUAUAUUUUAACGGCACUUAUCUUAUAAUUGCAAAUAAAUUAGAGGAACAACAUCUUUUUAUGUAAAAAAUUUAAUUUUAAAAGUGCAUACUAUUUUAUACUUAUGUUAUUAAAUUUAUUUAUAAUCAUAAUUAGGGUAUUUGACUAUUAAAUUAUUAUUUUUGAAAAUGACAACACAAGAAGAAGAAAAUUUAUGGAACUCAAUGUUAAUUUCAUUGAAAGAAAAAGGAGGGACCCGUCUACCCACGAAUAAAUCAAUGAUUAUUAUUGGUGACAAAGAAUCAGGUAAAACUACUCUUGUAGCUAAACUUCAAGGCAUUGAUGACCUGACAAAAGGAAUUGGUUUAGAGUAUGCAUAUAUUGAUAUUAGAGAUGAAUAUAAAGAAGAUCAUACAAAAUUAAAUGUUUGGGUUCAAGAUGGAAAUCCAAAAUAUUCUUUUUUGUUAAAAUUUGCUCUAUCUGAGAAAAAUUUUAAAAAUACUUCAAUAAUGUUUGUAGUGUCUAUGAAAACUCCUUGGAAUAUUAUGGAUCAACUUGAAAGUUGGGCUACAUUAUUACAAGAUUAUAUUGACAGUUUACCUAUUCCUAGUGAAGAAUUAUUGGAGUACAGACAAAAGUGUAUCAAAAAAUGGAAUGAAUAUACAGAGGAAAAUAUAGGAGAAAAAAAUGGAUUAUGGGAACAUGCACUCGGUGAAGGUGUCCUUACAAGAAACCUUGGUAUUGAUGUAAUUAUAGUUGUUACUAUGACUGAUUACAUCAGUAUUUUGGAAAAAGAAAAUGAUUUUAAGGAUGAACAUUUUGAUUAUAUACAACAAUCAAUACGUAAAUUUUGUCUUCAAUAUGGAGCUUCAUUAUUUUACACUUCAGCUAAAGAGGACAAGAACUGUGAUUUAUUGUAUAAAUUUUUAACUCAUAAAAUUUAUAAUUUUCCUUUUAAAACUCCUGCGCUUAUUGUUGAGAAAGAUGCUGUAUUUAUACCUUCAGGUUGGGAUAGUAUGAAGAAAAUAAGUAUUCUUUAUGACAACUUACAAACAAUUAGGCACGAUGAAUUUUACAAUUCAGUAAUUAGUAAAGUUAUCACUAGGAAAGCUCUUACUAAAGAUCAUGAAGUUCAAGCAGAAGACGAACAAAUAUUUUUAAAUAAACAGUUAGGUUUAUUAAACCAAAGUGCUGGCCAGCAAUCAGCUAUUGGUAUACCAAGACAAGAUUCUGUGAUGAGAUCUUUAACAGGAGUAUCUAAACCUGGAGAAAGAAGGAUGUCUCUAACAAGCCAAGGUCAGGGGUCUCCUACUAAAAAAAUUGAUCCAGUUAAGUCUAAUAACACAGCUACUCCUGGCGAAGGAGUGUUAGCUAACUUUUUCAAUUCUUUAUUACAUAAAAAAUCUAACCAGAGUCCAAUACCAACAAAAACAACUGGGGAACUGUCAGGUUCAAAAUCAUUAUCAUUUGAUCAUCCUACAGAUUAUCCUACUGAGUAUCCUACUGAUGCAGCAGCCGAACUAGACAAAUUAGCUAAGAAAUCACUAAAUAUAACAAGUAGUACAUUAAAUGAAACAAACAAUGUAAGAGGAGAAAAAUCUAACAGUACAUCUUUGAUGGAUCAGUCAUCAUCAGAUUGUUAAUUCAUAAGUGAACUUACUUAAUGAGCUUUAAAACAUUAUUUUUUUUAUUUAGAUUUUCCCUCACUCCUUUUUACAUGACUAUUAGGAAUGUUUAAAAAUAUUCUGCUAGUUAUUUUUAUUUUAUUUUAUUUGUUAUUUAUUUUUAUAUUUACCAAAACUAAAAUUGACUUAAUGAUUUAUUUUUAAGUUAAUAUUUACCUAAUUUAUACUAUUCUAUUAUAUUAAAUUCUUCCUAUUUUUAUAAUUAAAUGUGAUAACCUAAAAUUUUUAAUACUGAUAUCUUAGU
Daktulosphaira vitifoliae (grape phylloxera) is the source of this 1919-nucleotide messenger RNA. RefSeq names its product cytoplasmic dynein 1 light intermediate chain 2 (gene Dlic). Gene Ontology annotation, cellular component: centrosome; cytoplasmic dynein complex. Gene Ontology annotation, biological process: microtubule-based movement; microtubule cytoskeleton organization. The record is from RefSeq and is a predicted model, not a curated record. Lineage: Eukaryota; Metazoa; Arthropoda; Insecta; Hemiptera; Phylloxeridae. The transcript has 10 exons. Gene Ontology annotation, molecular function: dynein heavy chain binding. The coding region runs from base 179 to 1633 and encodes 484 amino acids.